This is a messenger RNA of Closterium sp. NIES-67, 918 nucleotides long. NCBI's taxonomy places the organism in Eukaryota, Viridiplantae, Streptophyta, Zygnematophyceae, Desmidiales, Closteriaceae. The record is from the annotation of a GenBank genome assembly.
UUUUCUUGUCACCAUCACCAGUCUUGCUUGUUUCCAUCCCAGUUGAAUUCCGAGUUGGUUUUUGGAGAUGGCUACUUCCCUUGUGUCUUACGGGAUAGUCACGCGGAAAGCUACGCGAGUGAAGAGUCGUCACAAGAACCUUCUCCCUGCAAGACCUCCGAGAAUCAUUUUGGAUACGCUUUUUCACGCCGCCCUGUGUCAUCGACAUGCUCUGCGACGAACAUAAUAAGCUCAGUCUUAUGCCACGUAUGGCAGCAGCAGCAGAAGCGAUACCGUGUGAUAACCUCUUGACGACUAAUUCCGUGUUAUUUUGUCGUCGACUCAAAAGGCAGCCCGUGUUAUUCGAAGAACCCGGCGCAGAGACGUGCGCACGAUUCGGCAUCACUCGUCUUCAAGUGGCAUGCUCAAAACCGUUCUUGCAUUCAUGCUCCAUCUGUGUCUUCUCGUAUGCUGACAUAUUUCUAGUCUGCUUGUGCAGGUGUGGUAUCUAUAGCAGUUCGUGAGGAUAUUUCCAGUCACUGCAACAUACCCUGCACAGUUACUGGUGCAUCGUCCUUGUCAAUGUUUUGCCUGCAGGUGAUGCAAGGUGUGUGGGCUUGCAAUGGUUAACCUUCCAGCUAUUUUCCAGUCUACGAUUCUACUCCUUGCAGUGAGUGGUACUCUGUCCGUGUUUUUACGUGUUUAUGCCGUUGUGCCGUCUAUCAGCUGACCUGCUUACAUUGUGUUGUUCAGACCGUCCUUAGUUCAUGCAAAUUCGUGGGAAUACUCAUUCGUCAAAGCAGCAGCUUAUUCAUCUUUCUGCAGCAUUUUGUGUAGAAUGAUCCAUGCGAGAUCUGCCACUGGUCCUGUCAGUGUGUACUGUCAUGCUGUGAAAGUUGAGAUUGUGUGUUGCAACUGAGGUUGACCUGUCAUGCAUCU